Messenger RNA from Physeter macrocephalus (sperm whale), 8791 nucleotides. It is a transcript of the gene MYO9B, whose product is annotated as myosin IXB. Gene Ontology annotation, molecular function: microfilament motor activity; actin filament binding; ATP binding. The transcript has 25 exons. Gene Ontology annotation, cellular component: ruffle; actin filament; myosin complex. Gene Ontology annotation, biological process: Rho protein signal transduction; actin filament-based movement; lamellipodium morphogenesis. Lineage: Eukaryota; Metazoa; Chordata; Mammalia; Artiodactyla; Physeteridae. The coding region runs from base 2453 to 6472 and encodes 1339 amino acids. The record is from RefSeq and is a predicted model, not a curated record.
CUCGUAAUACUCCCUCCCCGGUGUCUGCGCUGUGACCCAAAUCCUUGCCAGCUCCCCAGGGCCCAGCACAGCUUCACAGGAAUGCUCCCCCACGAAGCAUCUGAUUUUCUGCCCCCAAAUGUGCAGAGGAAGGCUUGCUUCCCCUCGCCCCACCCCCGCCUUUGCCACUGUGAGCUUAUAAAGAAGCCGUCAGAAGCAGGGUGUGCGAUUUUGCGGGCCUCCACGCAUCCCGUGACCCUGCUUUGUGGGCGUGAUGUGAUAAAAAGGGCCAGAAACCACACAGACUAGGUUCGGACCUCCCACUAACUCACUGCAUGACCUGAGUGCUCUGAGCGUUUGGCCUCUGUCUGCAAAGCAGGAGUGGUGAUUUUCAUACCCACAUACCAGGUGGGCAGCAUCCUCAACCGAAGGGCACAAGCAACCGCUCGGGGCUCAGGCCAGCAGAGAGCAAAGCUUGUGCCUGACGUGGAGCCUGUUUGCAAAGUCAUUUUUAUUAUGCCUUAUUCCACCCCACCGGGAUUAACAUGAAACCUGACACACGGUGAACCUCACAGCCGAGCAUCUUGCAAAUCUGUGGGGGACCAUUUCCUCAGUGGGUCUUAAAAACAGGCCAAGCUGCAAUUUUUAAAAAAAUCUUUCUCUCCUCUGCAAGAUUCCAUAAAGUGUCUAAGAGUGUAGGGGUCAUCGCCCCUCCCUUGGCCAAAAGAUCAGCUUUCAUUUUUAACCUCCUGCCAGUUCGAGUCCAAAGGCUCCCCUACCCAGGCCCCAUCUCAGUUCUUUGCGAGACAGACCCUUGCUCUGCUGCCGGGGCGGGGUCGGAAGGGUCUCUGUGGACCGGCUUGAUGUUUGCCAACGUGUAGCAAAUAGAGCUGGGACACCUGGUAGGCGUCAGAGCCUCGCGGGAUCCCCCGAAGCCCCACUGGGGGCAUCCCACCAUCGUCCUGUGAGAUCCCAGCUCCCCCAUUAGCCAGCCCUGUGCUCUGCCCUGUAGAUGACCAGCCGCCCUUUCUGCUCCCAGACGUCCAAGUGGCCCCCAGACCAGGUGCUCCUGCCACCCCAGGGGCAGCCGCUGGCCCAGUGAGGCCGGUGUGCACAGUCACAGGAGCGACAGCCCCCCACACAUGUGCAGGGGAGCCCACCAGGUCCCCGGCGAGGCGGCGGCCCCGUUGCACUUGUGCCUCUGGACUCUCUUCCUCUCUCUGUUCUCACUCCAUCUAACCCGCAAGGUGUGGCUUGCUGAACUAACCCAGAUCCAGACAUCGUGUUCCUUUUGUUCACAAAACCAUUUUUAAUAUUUUGACAGGAAAAGUAAAGGUAUCAAACAAAAGCAGAUCAUUCCAAAGGUAAACACGUGCGACACCGUCUGACACUGCCUUGCAAGCGCCUGGCUCAAGUUUUUCUGGAAAACUGGGGCGGGGGGCGGGAGGUGACUUUUAACUUCUCAAGCUUCUUUGUUUCCUUCCCUUUCCUAUCAUCUCCCCCUUCCCCUCUAGAAAACAGUGUCUCCUGUUGAAAUGAUACAGAGGUGUCUUUGUUUGGGUUUCCUAGAGGCAGGGCCUGUGACGGGGAUCUCUGCACAAGUGGUGUUUAAGGGGGAGCUCCCGGGAGAAACCCGAAGCGGGGGAGGGAGGGGGAAGCAGUCUGGGCAGGGUCAGGACUGAGCCAGGAGGUGGGCUCAGCCUGAUCCCCCGGGGAGCCCAGGAGUGUUUACCACAGAGCUUAUCUCGCCAAGAGGCGAUGGGACCCUUCUGUCAUAUCCCCACAUCAGGGGUCUUUAGCUGCGAGCCACCUCCAGAGGGCGGGAUGGCUGCAGCACCUCGUGGGCGUCCAGGGAGAGAAGGCCCUUCAGCCAGAGUGGUCCUGUCAGGAAGGGGGCAGCUUUGCACCGCUGGCAGCCAAGACCCCAGCAGCUGGCCUUGGGUCAAGUGCACCCAGACGCUCUGUCUAGUCUCUACGUACAGCGUGCAGACGGAGAUAUAAAGCAACCCCUCAAUCUGGCCAACAGGUGGGACAGCGCUAGUCCCCCUCGUCAGCGACAGUAAGGUUGGCCCAUGAGCGAGGGCUGGCCGGAUGAGCGCACGUGGAAACACGAGGUGUUUGGCAUCCCUUGAGCUGCGAGGAAGGAAGCCAGCACUCCGUAGCUCUUGGCUUCUGGGCACUCGGGCCACAAGAGGCUGUAAUCAGCCCGCCCGGAGGCAGCACCAUCCACAGGACACAGCCCAGGCCCAGUACCCCUGUCACCGCCACCAGGCCCAUCUGCCCCCACCCUGUCUCUGACAGCACAGCCCUAAGACUGAGCCUCAGAGCUGCUACCCGGGAGGGGCAUUGUUGUGGCUCCGGGGACGUCCGAGAGGCCUCCCAGUGCCCGCUGGGGCUUUGGGAGGGCAGGCCGGACCCUGUGUUUCUAUCCUAGAACCUGCUGGACUCCAAAUCCCUGAAGCUCAUCAUCAGUAUGACCCUGCACGACCGCACCACCAAGUCCCUGCUGCACCUGCACAAGAAGAAGAAGCCGCCCAGCAUCAGCGCCCAGUUCCAGACAUCCCUUAAUAAGCUCCUGGAGGCGCUGGGGAAGGCAGAGCCCUUCUUCAUCCGCUGCAUCCGCUCCAACGCCGAGAAGAAAGAGCUGUGUUUCGAUGAUGAGCUGGUGCUGCAGCAGCUGCGCUACACAGGCAUGCUGGAGACCGUGCGGAUCCGGAGGUCAGGCUACAGCGCCAAGUACACGUUCCAGGAUUUCACGGAGCAGUUCCAGGUACUGUUGCCCAAGAAUGCCCAGCCCUGCAGGGAGGUUAUCUCUGCCCUGCUGGAGAAGAUGGACAUAGACAAGAGGAGCUACCAGAUCGGCAAGACCAAGGUUUUCCUGAAGGAGACGGAGCGGCAGGCCCUGCAGGAGACACUGCACCGGGAGGUCGUGCGGAAGAUCCUGCUCCUGCAGAGCUGGUUCCGGAUGGUGCUGGAGCGCAGGCACUUCCUACAGAUGAGGCGGGCGGCCGUCACCAUCCAGGCCUGCUGGCGGUCCUACCGCGUCCGCCGGGCACUGGAGAGGACGCAGGCAGCAGUGUACCUCCAGGCCGCGUGGAGGAGCUACCGGCAGCGGGCAGCCUACCAACUCCAGAGACAGAGCAUCAUCCGCCUGCAGAGCCUCUGCCGGGGGCACCUGCAGCGCAGGAGCUUCAGCCAGAUGGUGGCAGAGAGGGAGAGGGAAGCCCAGCGAGCCGCCAAACAGGAAACCGCAGAGACCGGGCCGGGCUGGGCAGCUGGGCAGGAACCCUCGCAGGGCCCAGAACCACCCAAGGACGGCGAGCAUUUGGAGCUGGAGCCCGAGGUGUGGCCCAGUGACAGGUCCCCCGUGGAGAGCUCCCAACCGGAGAAGGCGCCCCCAGCCCAGAAAAACGCAGCCGAAAGUCACGAGAAAGUGCCCAGCAGCCGGGAGAAGCGCGAGUCGCGCCGGCAGAGGGGGCUGGAGCACGUGAAGCUCCAGAACAAGCACAUCCAGUCCUGUAAGGAAGAGCACGCCCUCAGAGAACCUUCCGGAAGGGCCGUCCCAGAGCCACAAGAGAGCCUCCCAGAAGACAGAAAGGAGGACAGAGAAGAUGAAAGCCCUAGGGACGCAAGGACGGAGACAGGGAUGGCUCCUCCUGAAAAGCAGCCCGAGGAGCCCCCGCAGCCCGCGUCGGGCAGCCCGGUCUCAGCUGAAGCCCAGGGCGGGAGCCCCAGGCUCGGCCACGUGGAACGACCCACCAGCCUGGCCCUGGACAGCAGGGUCGGCAUGCUGGCCCCCAGUGCCACCCCGGAGACUCCCAAGGACAAGAGCAAGCCGGGGGUUGGCCCGAGGGCCCAGGACAGGCCCGAGAGCCCAGGAGGCUCCACCCAGAUUCAGCGGUACAGGGACCCAGACGCCGAGCGGCUGGCCAGCGCCGUGGAGCUGUGGCGGGGCAAGAAGCUGAUGACCGCUGGCCCCAGCACCAUGCUGAGCCAGUCCCUGGACCUCAGCGAGCGGCACCGGGCCGAGGGGGUCGCCCUCACGCCCACAGAGGAGAGGCGCAUUUCCUUAUCCACGAGCGACGUCUCCAAGCUCCUCUCGUCCCUGUCCCAGACCAAGACUCAGCCUUCUGCAGAAACCACAGACGGGGAGCCCAGCACGAAGAAGCUGGCCAUCCAGAAGAAGAAGUCGGGCGACGCAUCCUUGGGGACAGAUGCUGGGCUGUCCUCAGGCUCCGUCGAUUCUAAGUCCACGUUUAAGAGACUUUUCCUGCAUAAGAACAAGGAUAAGAAAUACAACCUGGAGGGCACAGAGGAGACAGAGAACACAGUACCCGGGCAAGUCGUACUGGAAGCCGCCGCCAUGAAGAAGAAUCUAGAAGCCCCCUCCAGCCACCAGCAACGCCACGCCACCGGCGAGAAGCACGCCAAGGAGCCAGGAGGCAAAGGGAAGAAGAACCGAAACCUCAAGAUUGGCAAAAUCACGGUGUCGGAGAAGUGGCGAGAGUCGGUGUUCCGCAAGAUCACCAACGCCAACGAGCUCAAGUACCUGGAUGAGUUCCUGCUCAACAAGAUAAAUGACCUGCGUUCCCAGAAGACUCCCAUCGAGAGCUUAUUCAUUGAAGCCACCGAGAAGUUCCGAAGCAACCUCAAGACCAUGUAUUCCGUCCCUAACGGGAAGAUCCAUGUCGGCUACAAGGACCUGAUGGAGAACUACCAGAUCGUCGUGAGCAACCUGGCGGCCGAGCGCGGCGAGAAGGACACCAACCUGGUCCUCAAUCUCUUCCAGUCGCUGCUGGACGAGUUCACCCGCGGGCACACCAAGAACGACUUCGAGCCUCCCAAGCAGAGCAAAGCUCAGAAGAAGAAGCGGAAGCAGGAACGUGCUGUCCAGCAGCACAACGGGCAUGUGUUCGCCAGCUACCAAGUUAGCAUCCCCCAGUCCUGCGAGCAGUGCCUCUCCUACAUCUGGCUCAUGGACAAGGCCCUGCUCUGCAGCGUGUGCAAGAUGACCUGCCACAAGAAGUGUGUGCACAAGAUUCAGACCUACUGCUCUUACACAAGUGGGAAGAAGAUCGAGCCAGGCACUGAGCCGGGCCACUUUGGCGUGUGCGUGGACAGCCUGACCAGCGACAAGGUCUCAGUGCCCAUCGUGCUGGAGAAGCUUCUGGAACACGUGGAGAUGCACGGCUUGUACACCGAGGGCCUCUACCGCAAGUCAGGUGCCGCCAACCGCACAAGGGAGCUCCGGCAGGCGCUGCAGACAGACCCCACGGCAGUCAAACUGGAGAACUUUCCCAUCCACGCCAUCACCGGGGUGCUCAAGCAGUGGCUGCGGGAGCUGCCCGAGCCCCUCAUGACCUUCGCCCAGUACGGCGACUUCCUCCGCGCUGUCGAGCUGCCAGAGAAGCAGGAGCAGCUGGCCGCCAUCUACGCCGUCCUGGAGCACCUGCCAGAAGCCAACCACAACUCCUUGGAGAGGCUCAUCUUCCACCUGGUCAAGGUGGCCCUGCUUGAGGACGUGAACCGAAUGUCACCCAGCGCACUGGCCAUCAUCUUUGCGCCCUGCCUCCUGCGCUGCCCCGACAACUCGGACCCGCUGACCAGCAUGAAGGAUGUCCUCAAAAUCACCACGUGCGUGGAGAUGCUGAUCAAAGAACAGAUGAGGAAGUACAAAGUGAAGAUGGAGGAGAUCACCCAGCUGGAGGCUGCCGAGAGCAUCGCCUUCCGGAGGCUCUCUCUCCUGCGACAAAACGCUCCCUGGCCUCUCAAACUGGGGUUCUCGUCUCCUUAUGAGGGGGUCCUGAUCAAGAAUCCCAAGACCCGGAUGAGCAGCAGCGCUGGCCUGGAGGAGCUGGGGGUGCUGCCAGAGGAGGAAGUGGCCGGUGGUGAAGAGGAUCGCGAGAAAGAGAUCCUAAUUGAGCGGAUCCAGUCCAUCAAGGAGGAGAAGGAGGACAUCACGUACCGGCUGCCAGAGCUGGACCCUCGGGGCUCCGAUGAGGAGAACCUGGACUCAGAGACAUCAGCUAGCACCGAGAGCCUGUUGGAAGAGCGGGCUGGGCGGGGGGCCUCGGAAGGGCCCCUCGCGCCUGCUCUCCCCUGCCCCAGCGCACCCACCCCGAGCCCCCUCCCCGAGGCGGCCGCCCCUCCUCGACGAAGGCCGUCGUCCUUCAUGACGGUUAGAGUGAAGACCCCCCGGCGGACCCCCAUCAUGCCCACGGCCAACAUCAAGCUCCCACCCGGCCUGCCCUCCUAUCUCCCUGGCCGGGCACCAGGUGCCCAGGAAGCUGCCACCCCGGUGAGGCGCCGAGAGCCACCUGCUCGCCGCCCAGACCAGGUACACUCUGUGUAUAUCACACCCGGCACUCACCUGCCCACUCAGGGCCCUCAGGAGCCCCUGGACAAGGACGACCGGCCACCCGGGACCAAGCGGAGGUACUCGGACCCCCCAACCUACUGCCUGCCCCCUGCCUCGGGCCAGGCCAAUGGCUGAGGGCCCACAGCUGUCAGAGUCCGCAUAUCCAAGGACGGCCCGGUGCCAGAGCUGGGUGCCAGAGCUCCAGAGCCAGCAUUCAGUGGUCUGAGAAGGAUCCGGAAUGAAAAGCUCCAAGAGCGAUGUGAGGUGGGCACCGACUCCAAGUGAGUGCAGGCAGGGAGAGGCUGGCUGAGGCCCGGCUGCCCUUGCUGAGCCCCUACAUCACACGGAGUUGCCCGCCCAGAGCGCCGCAUCAUGGCGGGCAGCCUGGCAUCUCCCAGCUCCCCUUUCGUACGUUUUUCUGGUCACUGUUUCUUUGGGCGUGGUUUACAUAACUUUAAACUGUAACAGCCUUAACAGAAGACCAAAUUGUUUUUUUUAUAUGUGUAUGUACAAACUUUUAUAUUAACACCCUGCAUCUCCCUUAUAACCUGGACAUGAGUCUUCAGAGUAAAGGCCACACAGCCGCGAAGCUUUGGAGGUUCAGACCCACGCUGAGGGACAGCUCGGGGGACAGUCUGAGGGCUAGGACCCUGCACGAGGGGUUUGGACACUUGUGGCCCGACUGCCCCAAGUCUGUCUUGGACUCGUAUUCUGGCCCGGCAGUGGCCACCUGGCCGACGUGCAUUCGAGGGAACAGUGAGCCUUCCGUAGUGAUCAAGACUGUUGGCUGGAGCCAGGACACGAGGUGGUAGGCAGCCUCCACUCCAGGCACCACAGACCUCACAUCCCAGGGAGGCUCGAAGGUGGCCAUCACUCCUUGGUCCACUGUGCCCUGGACACAGGAGGCUGGAGGAGGCCACCCUUGGCACUGCCCACCCCAUGUGGCAGAACAGGAGCCCUCAACUCAGGACCACUCAUGGGUGGGGAGGGCAAGGCCUGGGGUUGUAUGUUCCUACAAGUCUACAGUGACAGCCAGGACAUCUGGCAUCUCCGGAGCGGGGCUCCCCUCUUAGGCUCAGCCCACUCUCCAGACACCUGGACACAUGGCCCCAGGUCUGGAACAAGAGGCACCCACAGGCCAUGUGAAAUUAAAAAAAAAAGUGCCUGAGAGGUGUCUGCAUGCAGUUCCUACUCAGGCCAGCUCCAGGCUGAAAGAGCAGGGGUUGGCGGGUGGGGGUCAGCCCUGUGGCCUCAGCCAGGAGGGGUACAGGGCAGGGAUUGGGCCCCUUGCCUGGAAGGAGCUGCCUUGUUCCUCCAACCGACUUUGCUGUUUGUUUGCUGGAAUUUGACACAUACUUUUCACACAAGGGACGUGGGCUUUGCUGGAAGUUCUUUUUAUUGAUCCAGAAAGCUGGGAAAGCAGGCAGCUCCUGGCAGAACCACAUUCAGUGAGGAGUCUGCUGUCCUGGGAGCUGCCUCCUGUCACACCUAGCCUCUCCCCAGCUGGGGCUUAAAUGUCAACUGAUGGGGCCAUCCACCCUGGGUGGGGCGUGGGGAGUCAGUCCUGGUGGACCCACUACAACCAGAAGCAACACUACUACCACCACCACCGCCAACCGCCACAGAAGAGCUCCCAGGUUGCAACCAGAUGGGGAGUUGUGGGAACUGGUUGGCAGGUGGGUCCUUUGGGGCGGGGGAGUUGGAGACCAUGACAAACCGGAGUUUCAAUGGCACAUGCAAGGAAGAGUUGGCGGGCUAGUCCAAGGCCACACAGCUGGAGUGGGGUGGGGCUGGGAUUCAGACCCUGCCCUGUCUGCCUCUAGAGCCCCCUUUAUCAAUACCCUGAGUUUGGUCUCAUCCAUGGUACUUUACAGGGCACCAGGCCCACUGGUGUGACCUGGACACAGGUGACCUGAAGGAUGGGGAGAUGGUUAAGGGCUGCAUGCCAGGCUUCAGUCCCUGUGAAGCCCCCAUCCUCACCCUGUCCACUCCAGGAGGGGGGACUCGAACAAGGGGCCUUGGCUUCCUGAGGACGCAGGGGGGGGUUCCAUCCAUGGGGGUCUGGGCAUUGGGCGUGACCUUUCACUCCCAGGUUUAGCCCAUGUCACUGCCUCACGGCCAGUUUCCCAAGGGAGGAGACAGGUCCAGAAAAACUUAAGAAACUCGCAGAAGGCCACGGUGGGAGGUGGAGUCAGAGUCAGGGCUGGGACGGGACAUCAUAGCUGCAAAAGUUUGGAAAUCGUAGCCCGUUGAGUCUUGGAUUCCGAAGUCCCAGGUCAGAACCUCUCCCCCAGGAGAAUCUCCCCCAGGCUGCCUGGCUGCGGAAGAGCUCAGUGUGGGAAGAACCCAGGAAGGAGUGGGGAGCGAGGGAGGAAUUUUGAGCAGGGGGGGAAGUAAUGAGCAUGUCACGCGUUGCACGUGGGCCUGAAACGAAGGACUCGACCCUUUCAACCC